CAAAGGAACCAAGAAACAAACCAAAAACAUAGACUCUUAAAACACAGAGAACACCGUUGCCACGGAGGGUGGGGAAUAAAAUAGGUGAAGGGGACUAUGAGGUACAAACUCCCAGUUAUAAAACAAGACACGGGGAUGCAAAGUACAGCAUAGGGACUAUAGUUAGGACUAUGCAGUAGCAUCGUGUGGUGACAGAUGGUGACUGCGCUUAUUGAGGCCACCACUGAGUGACCUAGACAUUUGUGUUUUGGCAAACUCAAGAAUAAGAGGCAGAGGCGAUGGGGAUUAAAGAUGACGCUCAUCAUGAGGAGCACUGAGUAAUAUAUGGAAUUGUCCAAUCACUAUAGUGCACACCUGAAAUUACGAUAACAUUAUAUGCUAGCUAUAGUGGAAUUAAAAUGAAAACGUUAAUAAACAUUUUAGAAAAGUAAGAAAAGCACACAGCCAGGAGGGCUUCCCUUAACUCCAAGAGAUUCGUUUAUAAAAUGCAGAAGGCUUCCCCUGCAAAGGCGUCUCACCCUCAGAACCAGUGGGGACGACAUAAGGCACACCAGGGAGGGGCCCGGGGUCCUGGAUGGUGACCACAGCUGACACAUCCCCCUCCAUCCCUGCAUCACCUGCAUUAUUCUUUUCUCUGUUCCUGAUGCCCUCCUUUUCCACUGGUCUUCAUCCCCGCCUCUCGCUGGCCUUUCUGCUUUCCCUCCUUCCUGCCUUCAGCUCCUUCCCGCUCAGGGUACUUCUCAUGCACUGUUAGAGCUCUGGACAAAACCCGGGGAUGGAGGUGUGGCCACCUGCCUCCAAGCCCAGCCUUGCCCCCCCCCCCCCCCGGUUGCAGACGAGAGAAUGCUGUGCCGGCUUCUUUGGCCCCCAGUGCCAGCCCUGCCCAGGGAAAGCCGAGAACGUCUGCUUUGGAAACGGGAUCUGCUUGGAUGGGCUGAACGGCACGGGAGUGUGCGAGUGUGGAGAGGGCUUCGGGGGCACGGCCUGUGAGACCUGCACCGAGGGCAAGUACGGCCCCCAAUGCGACCAAGCGUGCUCUUGUGUCCACGGGAGAUGCAGCCAAGGACCCUCGGGUGACGGCUCCUGCGACUGUGAGGUUGGCUGGCGAGGAGUGUCAUGUGACAGUGAGAUCACCAAAGACGACUGCAAUGGGAUAUGCCACACCAGCGCCAACUGCCUUCUCAAUCCGGACGGGACGGCCUCAUGCAGAUGUGCAGCAGGAUUCCAAGGGAAUGGAACAGUCUGCACAGCCAUCAAUGCCUGUGAGACCAGCAAUGGAGGUUGCUCUGCCAAGGCUGACUGUAAAAGAACCACUCCAGGAAGCCGGGUGUGUGUGUGCAAGGCAGGCUAUACAGGCGACGGCAUCGUGUGUCUAGAAAUCAACCCAUGUUUGGAGAACAACGGUGGCUGUCACAAGAAUGCAGAGUGCACACAGACGGGACCCAACCAGGCAGUGUGUAACUGUUUGCCCAAGUACACUGGCGAUGGGAAGGUCUGCACGUUCAUCAACACCUGCUUAACCAAAAAUGGCGGAUGUAGUGAAUUUGCCAUCUGCAAUCACACUGGGCAAGGAGAAAGGACAUGUAAUUGCAAGCCAAACUACAUCGGGGAUGGGAUCACCUGCCGCGGCAACAUCUAUCAGGAGCUUCCCAAGAACCCAAAAACAUCCCAGUACUUCUUCCAGCUGCUGGAACAUUCUGUGCGAGAUCUGAGUGGUCCAGGCCCUUUCACUGUCUUUGCACCUUUAUCUGCAGCUUUUGAUGAGGAACCUCGGAUUAAAGACUGGGACAAACAGGGCCUCAUGCCCCAGGUUCUUCGUUAUCAUGUGAUCGCCUGCCACCAACUGCUUCUAGAAAACCUGAAAUUGACCCCAAAUGCUACCUCUCUCCAAGGGGAGUCAAUCGUCAUCUCCGUCUCUCAGGACACGGUGUAUAUAAAUAAUAAGGCUAAGAUCAUAUCCAGUGAUCUCAUCAAUACCAAUGGCAUCAUCCACAUCAUAGACAAAUUGCUGUCUCCCCAAAACUUGCUUGUCACCCCCAAAGAUGCCUCUGGAAGGAUCCUGCAAAAUCUUACAACAGUGGCAAUAAACCACGGCUACACCAAAUUUCACAACCUACUACAGGACGUGGGCUUGCUGAGCAUCAUCACUGACCCCAUCCACACUCCAGUCACUCUCUUCUGGCCCAGCGACCAAGCCCUGCAAGCCCUACCCCCUGAACAGCAGGAUUUCCUGUUCAACCAAGACAACAAGGACAAGCUGAAGGAGUAUCUGAAGUUCCACGUGAUCCGAGAUGCCAAGAUUUUAGCGGUGGAUCUCCCCAGAUCUGCUGCCUGGACGACCCUGCAAGGCUCUGAGUUGGGCGUGAAGUGCGGCACUGGCCGUGACAUUGGCGAGCUCUUCCUGAAUGACCAAACAUGCAGAAUUGUACAACGGGAACUCUUGUUUGACCUGGGUGUGGCCUACGGCAUUGACUGUCUACUGAUUGAUCCCACCCUGGGGGGCCACUGUGACACUUUUGCCGCAUACAAUUUUUCGGGAGAUUGUUGGAGUUGUGACAAUACCCCCAGCUGCCCGAGGUGGAGUAAAUCAAAGGGAGUGAAGCAGAAGUGUCGAUACUACCUGUCCUUGAGAGGGUACGUGGAAGGCUGCCGGGAGCAGUGCGUCAUGGUGGUUCGGCUCCCCAGGUGCUGCAAGGGCUACUUCGGGCGAGACUGUCAGGCCUGCCCUGGAGGAGCGGAUGCCCCUUGUAAUAACCGGGGGGUCUGCCUCGAUCAGUACUCGGGCAUAGGAGAGUGUAAAUGCCACACCGGCUUCAACGGGACGGCGUGUGAGCUGUGCCUGCCCGGGAGAUUCGGGCCUGACUGUCAGCCCUGUGGCUGCUCAGACCACGGACAGUGUGACGAUGGCACCGCGGGCUCCGGGCAGUGCCUGUGCGAAACGGGGUGGACGGGGCGCUUCUGCGACACUCAGACAGGUCUGUCAUGGGAGUGGUCAGCUGGAGGCAGCACUGUGCUGCAGCGGCCCCUCUGAGAGCAUCCAACUGACAUUGGGGGUCUGAGUGACACCUAAAGAAAACAGAGCAGGUGUUUCCCUUUCCACAAGGAAAAGAUGAUUUGGAUAUGUGGCCCUGGGCCUCGGGAGGUUUGGGGACUUGCAGGAAAAUUGGGUGAAUGGAUUUAACUCAAACCCACGAAACCAGCAUGCAGUCCUUUGCAACCAUGGAAGGGCCCACCUCGA
Panthera uncia (snow leopard) is the source of this 3238-nucleotide messenger RNA. Its product is annotated as stabilin-2-like. Bases 776 to 3031 code for a protein of 751 amino acids. The record is from RefSeq and is a predicted model, not a curated record. Lineage: Eukaryota; Metazoa; Chordata; Mammalia; Carnivora; Felidae. The transcript is spliced from 20 exons. Gene Ontology annotation, molecular function: calcium ion binding.